CUUAUCUGACCAGCACAUGUGUGGGUACUGCUCCUUGCUAGGUUGUGUGGAGACCGGAUCCUUAUCGCCCUCACCUAUACACCCCUAUUCACGGGGACAGUAAGGCUAUUCUCACAAUAACUGUGCAUGACGACGUUCGGAUCAUGGAUACUCUACCACUGCAAUCGUUAUUCUUUCUCACCUCUCUCUUACAAUCAUGGACAAUAGUGAACAGCAAUACAGUUUGGGACCAUCUCUCUCUAAAGUAUGGCUUAUGGUAUCGGCCCCCUCGGACCCCAGUAGAGGCGAUGCAAGCAGGAUAUAUUAAAAUGAAUCACAUUUGUAAAAUGGAUACAUAUCAUGGCUUUCUAUAUAUGCAAGAGGGAAACUACAUAUCAAGACUAAUAUUUGAUCUUAAUGACAAUUUAGCUGGGAUUCAAACAGCGAUUCCUGGCAAUAGAGGGUUCAACUCACGCAAUGAAACUAUAAAAUUGCCACCAUCCGAAGUGAUGCCGCCGAUUCUCCUCAGUCAAGAACAGAACUACAAGGGAACGCAGAUGUACAUGAUAACAGCAUACUUCAAGCACCCCAGCCUGAUCUGCAGCCCCUACGCAUACAAUGCCCACCCAGGCAAGGGCCUGUACAUCCAAAUGGGCUACAGAGUCGAGCAUGAGUAUGAGAGGAUACCCUUGGAGGCCCAUCAUCUCUCCUACGAGUGGAAGCGGGGAAACUGUAUCCCUAAGAUGGGUUUACACUACUUCAAGAACCUGUCCAAGAACAUGCCAUGUGAACGUCUGUAUCCAGUGUUCCUGAUGUACAACACAGAGGGUCAACUUGGAGCUUUUGGCUGGAUAUUCCAAGGAGAGCCAAUAAGUCAACCCAACAUGGAAGAUCUCCGCUGGUUCAAACUGACUCCAACUGUCUACCCGUUCACGUUUGAUACAAAUAUGCUUCCAUCUUGUAUGUACAACAAAGAGUUCAGUGUAUUUGGAAUCCAUAUAUGGCUGCUCAAUGAGGACAAAAUGCUCUGCCCACUUCCAACUGUCAUGCCCCAGACUAAACGCCCACCAACGACCUACAAGCCCAAGAAAACCAGGCCCACAGAGAACAAUAUUAUUGUUGACAAAAUUAUUCGUGAUCGAGAAGAACAAUCUAGAAGUGCUGCAAGUAGUGUAACAGGAGACAGUUUAAUUUUUAAAAUCACAUUAUGUUUAAGUGCUCUGUUCAUGAUGUGUGUGACGAACUUCUUUUCAAUUCCAUCACCAACAGCGUGUGAUUCAUAGGAUCAUGUGACUGAGCUACAUCAUUUGUUUGAGAAGUUAACAUUGUGAUAUAACGUGUCGGUCUAAUCUUGUAACUGCCUUAACACUACUGUCUUCUACCCUGCAUAGAAGAUCCACAAGAUUGGUAUAGGACCAUUCCUUCGGGAUGCUUACAUGAGACCUACAGGAUGACCUUCAGGAUGACCUACAGGAUGACCUUCAGAAUGAGGUCCUCCCACUGGAUGCUCUGGACAUCAAAAUAAAGGUGUGACAGAACCGCCAAGGUCUAUUCACAAAAUCUAUACAAGGUCUACUCAGGAUCUCUUCACAGGAUUUGGGUCUUUUACCAGAUCCAUGCAAGGUCUACCAGUAAAAGCAUCUGUUCACAGGAUUUGGGGUCCUUUGACAGGAUCUAAGCAAGGUCUGUUCACAGGAUUUGUGGUCUUUUGAUAGGAUCUACGCAAGGUCUGUUCACAGGAUUUGAGCUCUUUCAACAGAUCUGCACAAGGUCUAUUCACAGGAUUUGGGGAUCUUUAGAAGAUCCGUACAAGUUCUAUUCACACAAUCUGGGAUCUAUUCACUUGAUUGGGGAUCUAUUCACAGAUUCAUUCAAAGUUGAUACAGGGUCUAUUUAAAAGAUGCUUACAGAUCCACGAAAAGGUGCUGUUUACAGAGUCAUUCCCUGGACACUUACAACAGCUAUGUGAUGUCAAACACCAUGUUCCGAGAUCACUGACAGAUAUCCAAGAGGACAUCAUCAACUGAUACAAGUUCUUGGCCACAUCUAAAGUAUUUAUACACCAUUUAUCCAAAAGAAAUUAUGUCAAUCAGAACCACAACUGACAAUACAAAUUCAAGAUUAAGGAGCUAACGAUGCAACAAUGCCAGGGUCACAAUAAUGAGUAUAUUUAUGUUAACCGUUUUGAAUACACGAAUGAAUAUGAGGCAAUUGUUUCAGUGGAGAAGGUCACCUCAAUCCCAUUGACACAAAUGACAGUGAACAUCAUCGCUUCCUGAUGCCUGUUUCAUUCACUGAUAAUCUAUCGCAGAAUGACUUUCGAUUUGUUGUGGUGUGUCACAUUAUACAUAUCCAACAUCACACAGAGAUGCAAGUCCUUGUGUUCAUUAUCAGGUGAGGAACUGACACAAAGAGAAUCAGUGCCCUUGAUUUUAUUCUGAAAAACACAAAACUGGUGUUGUACUUGCAGACUUGGACAACGUGAGCCAUUUCUUCCAAAGACUUUAUCUGAAGCUUGGAGGACAAUGUUAAGUGUUGAAAUGCAUCACCCUUGGUAUUUGAGCCUUAGUCCUGUAUUUGUCAUUCAUUUAUUUCCACUAUAUUGAAAGAGUGCUUUGCUAAGUCAUUCUGUGUGCCUGCAGUACCAUUUGAUUCCUUUCUGUUUUAUUAACGAUGAUAAGUCAUUGAAGGAAUGAAGGAAAAACUUGUUGUUGUACGUAAAGCGUUGUAUCUGUUAAACAAAAAUAAAUAAACAACUCUGUAUGCA
Messenger RNA from Haliotis rubra (blacklip abalone), 2746 nucleotides. RefSeq lists its product as uncharacterized. NCBI's taxonomy places the organism in Eukaryota, Metazoa, Mollusca, Gastropoda, Lepetellida, Haliotidae. The record is from RefSeq and is a predicted model, not a curated record.